CGACGCGAUGCUGACUCGGCAUGGUGGCUUGCUUGCUAUUGUCUUCCGGGCAUGCUGACGUGGCAGAUGCCACAUGUCGCUGCUGACGUGGCGGCUGCCACAUGUACAUUUGCUGACGUGGCUGGGAUUGCUGUUCUGAUUCAUCGUCACUCAGGAGGAGAUCAUGACUGUGCUGUAAUCGUGGACACGUACCUGGUUAUCUUGAGGUCGACAUUGCUCCAUUCUGCCGCCGCCGCUGCCGCCGCCACCACCGCCGCCGGCAGAAGCCGCGGGAAGAGGUAUCAUCGCCACGUGGCAAAUGUUGAGCUAUCGGCGGGUGCGCCGACGACUUCCACGAAAGCGAGCGCCAACGGUGUGGUGGCCGCUGAUCACGAUGACCUCGGCAAGAGCGGGAAAGGCGCCGCCGCCUCCGCCUCCUCUGUUCUACCCAUCGCCGUGGCCUCCGACCGCUCCUCUUCUUCCGCGGAUAUGGAGAAGAACGGGGCGGGGACGGUGGCGGCGAAGCUGAAGCGUGUGACGCUUCCCUCCCUCUCUCCGUCUACUAUGGUGGAGGAGGAGUGGGUGGCGGAGGAACUGCGCGCCAAUGGGCAAAUGGGCACGAGGAAGACGAAGCUGAUAUGCACGAUAGGUCCGGCGACCUGCUCUGCCGAGCAGCUGGAGGCGCUGGCGCUGGGCGGCAUGAACGUCGCACGACUUAACAUGUGCCACGGCACGCAUGAUUGGCAUCGACAGGUCAUUCAGACCAUAAGAACACUGAACAAGGAGAAGGGAUUAGCGGUGGCGGUGAUGAUUGAUACGGAGGGCAGCGAGGUACACAUGGGCGACUUGAAGGAAUCGCCGGUGAAGGCGUCGGACAACGACGUGUGGACUUUCAGUGUGCGGCAGUUUGUCGGCCCUCUGCCGCCCAACACGUUGAUGGUGAACUACGAUGGCUUCGUCGAUGAUAUCAUGGUGGGAGACGAGAUCGUGGUGGACGGAGGUAUGUCGCGAUUCGAGGUCAUUCAAAAGAACGGUCCCGACGUGAUAGGUAGAUGUACGGAUCCCGGUCUCCUGCUGCCACGUGCCAAUCUUACCUUCUGGAGGAAUGGUCAAUUACUCAGAGAGAGGAACUCGAUGCUGCCAACCAUAACCUCCAAGGAUUGGAUAGAUAUUGAUUUCGGGAUUGCAGAGGAGGUAGACUUCAUCUCGGUGUCGUUUGUGAAGUCAGCGGAUGUGAUAGUCAAUCUGAAGAGAUACAUCGAGACGAAAUCGCCGAAACGACCGGUCGCAGUCGUGGCAAAGAUAGAGAGUGUAGAGUGCUUGUCUCAGCUGGAGGACAUCAUAGGAGCAUCGGACGGUGCGAUGGUGGCGCGGGGGGACUUGGGAGCGCAAAUAGCGCUUGAGAGAGUGCCAGCUGUCCAGCAACAGGUGGUUCAGCUUUGCCGCCAACUGAACAAGCCUGUGAUCGUAGCCUCUCAGCUGCUUGAGUCGAUGAUCGAGUACCCGACCCCGACGCGCGCGGAGGUGGCGGACGUCGGGGAAGCUGUGCGUCAGAAUGCCGACGCGCUGAUGCUCAGCGGGGAGUCGGCCAUGGGGAAGUAUCCCAUGAAAGCUCUCGAGGUUCUCGCAAGCGUGAGCACUCGGAUUGAGAACUACAGGCACGAAGAUGACGACGACGACCUUGUUCAUCUCACCAGACUGUCUUCUGAGCCGUCGGAUCGCAUCAGCGAAGAAGUGUGCAUCGGUGCCACGCAGAUUGCCAAUAAUCUCGACGUCGAGGCGCUGUUCGUGUACACGAGGUCGGGACAGAUGGCAUCCCUACUCUCUCGUUGCCGUCCUAACUGCCCAAUCUUCGUAUUCACUGACAGUCAGGUCGUCAGACAACGCCUCAGUCUCUAUUGGGGUCUGAUACCCUUCCGCCUGCGAUUAUCAGAGGACAUGGAGACGAACGUAACGAGAACGUUCGCUCUGUUACGUAAGAGAGGAUUCAUGAAGCCUGGGGAUAUGGUGGUCAUGGUGUCUGACCUCUGCGCGCCGGGGCAAAGAGAAAUCCUUCAGUCGGUACAGAUCAGGAAAGUAUCGUGAAGGAAGGGAAGAGAAAUUGUACGGAAGAGGAAAACUCUCUCUCUCUCUCUGUCUGCGUCUGUCAUUUUCUCUCAAUCGAGCCCCGUAGAUUGGGCAGGCGAUGUGGUUGGACGUCAUCUGCAGCGCGCUCUGCCGGGGGCAAGAAGAGAACAGACAAAGACGUAGUCUUCUUCAGUCGGUUGACAUCAACAAUUACAUUAGGGAGGCUUCGUCGCGAAAGAGAAAACACAUCUUCACAAUCAAUCCAGCGCUCCUUCACAAUCGAUCCAGAUGUAACUACGCACAUCGUUGUCGUCAUCAGUGCAGGAUCAUCACCUUUUUCUCCCUCGUAUUGCCCUGGAGUCGAGAUUGGAGUACGGCAAUAAAAAUACCUGAGCUGCUGAUUCCAUCGUCUUUUUUUUUUUUGUUGUUUUCUGUUGACGACUCCUUUAUUUCCUUGGUUCGUCUACUCUUUUCCUCUCGUCGAGCUGCUGCGGACUGUCGCGUGAUUCCGUAGAACUCAUUGCGUACGGACAGUGGCGCGGUGACGUACAAGUGGGUUAUGUACGGACGACGAAAGUGGUGAUUUAGGAUUUGACCAUGCAUGAGUAUAGCUCCUUUUUUUUCUUUCUCAUUUCUAUCUGUUGCUCUCCCGCCGUGGGCGCGUAUCCUGGCGCCCUUAUCGCUCUUUUUUGCUCGUUUUUGCCAAUCCUGGAUGCAUAAAAGCUACUUUCUGGCUUGAUGCAUGUUUCUGGAUAUGGUUGUGACCGUUGACGUGAAUCGCUGGAUACUGUCAAGACUAAGAUGCUUGUGUAUUUUCUCCGUGUGGAAGCUGUGUGCGCUUCUGUUUGCUCUCUCGUUUCCGUUGCUCCGCUGCCGUUCGGCCAUCUGCGUCCUUCAACGUCACUGCCCUCCCCUCUGCACGAGGCUUGUCGUCUUCCACGUGUCAGCAGCUAUUGUGCACGCCUGGUUCUUCUUGUUCUGUGCAUGGGGUUUGUCGUCUUCCACGUGGCAGCAGCUAUUGUGCACCCCUGGUUCUUCUUGUUGUCUUAAGUCUCAGCCGCAACGUCACUGCCCCCCUCUGCAUGAGGUUUGUCGUCUUCCACGUGGCAGCAGCUAUUGUGCACGCCUGGUUCUUCUUGUUCUCUGCAUGAGGUUUGUCGUCUUCCACGUGGCAGCAGUUAUUGUGCACUCCUGGUCCUUGAUGUCUCAAGUUUCAGCCCCAACGUCACUGCCCCCCUCUGCAUGAGGUUCGUCGCCUCUCUAACGUAGCAGCAGCUGUGCUGCACGUGCACGCCUGAUUCGUCUUGUUCUGUUAGUGCGAGCCGUUUGCUGUGUACUCGAGCCUCGCUCUCGUCUCUACCACGUGGCAGAACUGUCUGCUAUAGUCGCCGUCGUUCUCCUACGGGGCAUUGUUCGCCCAUGUGGCAGCAGCAUGCUUGGGCUCGUUUCGUCCUUGUGUACUCUGCUGUGCGCUUGAAGUCCGUCGCCCUUCCUUCCACGUGGUAGCUGUGUGAUUUAGUCGUCGCGACCGUCUUCUUGCGUCGCAGGAUAUAGUUCGCCCACGUGGCAGCAGCAUGCAUUGGGCUC
Molecule: messenger RNA, 3633 nt
Organism: Chara braunii
Lineage: Eukaryota; Viridiplantae; Streptophyta; Charophyceae; Charales; Characeae
Source: the annotation of a GenBank genome assembly